AGGAGGGUGGAGGCAGGCGGGCGGGGGACACGGGCUCCCCUCCCUCCCACUCGCACAUGCUGCAGCGUUGCAGUCAGCUGGAGCAGCGCCUCAGCCGAUGACCUUCUCGCCUGCCCGCCGCCCCUGAGCUGAGGACGCCCGGCUCGGCUGCCUUCUCGCCCGCGCGGGGCGGGGAUGUCACAGCGCCUCCCGGGAGCUGCUUCCACCGCCGGGACCAGUUGCAGAGGAGCCGCCGCCGCUCGCGAGGAGCCUGAAAAAUGAACCCCCAGUGCGCCCGCUGUGGCAAAGUCGUCUAUCCCACGGAAAAAGUCAACUGCUUGGAUAAGUACUGGCAUAAAGGAUGUUUCCAUUGUGAGGUCUGCAAAAUGGCUUUAAACAUGAACAACUACAAAGGAUAUGAAAAGAAACCAUAUUGCAAUGCACACUACCCAAAACAGUCCUUCACUACGGUGGCAGAUACACCAGAAAACCUUCGUCUGAAGCAACAAAGUGAAUUGCAAAGUCAGUCGCUACACUUGAAGAGAGUUUUAACCCUUGCCACAGCUAUACAGGGAGCAAAGCAGUCUGAGUUGGUGAGACAGCAAAAUCUAGAGCAACUUGAAAAAUUUGAAACGAUCUUAGAAACUGUAAACAGGCACUUGAAUGUUGUCAUUAUCAUAAAACUCCUGAGGGAAGGAGAGAGGACCCCAGACCAACUGCCUUCGCAGCUGCAGCAUGGCAGCCAUGAUGGGCAUUAG
This is a messenger RNA of Chelonoidis abingdonii (Abingdon island giant tortoise), 737 nucleotides long. The record is from RefSeq and is a predicted model, not a curated record. NCBI's taxonomy places the organism in Eukaryota, Metazoa, Chordata, Testudines, Testudinidae.